CCCCGCGCGAGCGCCUCUUAUGAUCAGCUCGGUGUGCGUCUCCUCCUACCGCGGGCGCAAGUCGGGGAACAAGCCUCCGUCCAAAACAUGUCUGAAGGAGGAGAUGGCCAAGGGCGAGGCGUCGGAGAAGAUCAUCAUCAACGUGGGCGGCACGCGACAUGAGACCUACCGCAGCACCCUGCGCACCCUCCCGGGCACCCGCCUCGCCUGGCUGGCCGACCCCCAUCCCGACCCCCCACCCCCACCCCCCACCCCCAUCCCGACGGCGACGGCGACGGACGGCGACGGCGGGGCGCGGCCCGGGCCCGAUGGCGGCGGCGGCGGGGGCCGCGAGUUCUUCUUCGACCGGCACCCGGGCGUGUUCGCCUACGUGCUCAACUACUACCGCACCGGCAAGCUGCACUGCCCGGCCGACGUGUGCGGGCCGCUCUUCGAGGAGGAGCUCACCUUCUGGGGCAUCGACGAGACGGACGUGGAGCCCUGCUGCUGGAUGACCUACCGGCAGCACCGCGACGCCGAGGAGGCGCUCGACAUCUUCGAGAGCCCGGACGGGGGCGGCGGGGCGGCGGGGCCCGGCGAGGAGGCGGGCGAGGACGAGCGCGAGCUGGCCCUGCAGCGCCGGGGGCCGCACGACGGGGGCGCGGGCGCCGGGCCCGGGGGCUGCCGCGGCUGGCAGCCCCGCAUGUGGGCGCUCUUCGAGGACCCCUACUCCUCCCGGGCGGCCAGGGUGGUGGCCUUCGCCUCUCUCUUUUUCAUCCUGGUCUCCAUCACCACCUUCUGCCUGGAGACCCAUGAGGCCUUCAACAUUGACCGCAACGUGACAGAGAUCCACCGGGUGGGGAACACUACCAGCGUGCACUUCCGGCGGGAGGUGGAGACAGAGCCCAUCCUGACCUACAUCGAGGGGGUGUGUGUGCUGUGGUUUACACUGGAGUUCCUGGUGCGCAUCGUGUGCUGCCCCGACACGCUGGACUUCGUCAAGAACCUUCUCAACAUCAUUGACUUUGUGGCCAUCCUGCCCUUCUACCUGGAGGUGGGACUGAGCGGCCUGUCAUCCAAGGCGGCCCGAGACGUACUGGGCUUCCUGCGUGUGGUGCGCUUCGUCCGAAUCCUGCGCAUCUUCAAGCUCACGCGCCACUUUGUGGGGCUGCGCGUGCUGGGCCACACCCUGCGUGCCAGCACCAACGAGUUCCUGCUGCUCAUCAUCUUCCUGGCCCUGGGCGUGCUCAUCUUCGCCACCAUGAUCUACUAUGCUGAGCGCAUUGGCGCCAGGCCCUCUGACCCGCGGGGCAAUGACCACACUGACUUCAAGAACAUCCCCAUCGGCUUCUGGUGGGCCGUGGUCACCAUGACGACCCUAGGCUAUGGGGACAUGUACCCCAAGACGUGGUCAGGCAUGCUGGUUGGGGCGCUGUGUGCACUGGCUGGCGUGCUCACCAUCGCUAUGCCCGUGCCGGUCAUUGUCAACAACUUCGGCAUGUACUACUCCCUGGCCAUGGCCAAGCAGAAGCUGCCUAAGAAAAGAAAGAAGCACGUGCCACGGCCGCCCCAGCUUGAGUCACCCAUUUACUGCAAGUCGGAGGACACCUCACCCCGGGACAGCACCUACAGUGACGCCAGCCCCCCUGCCCCAGAAGAGGGUAUGGUUGAGAGGAAACGGGCAGACUCCAAGCAGAAUGGCGAUGCCAACGCGGUGCUGUCAGACGAGGAGGGAGCUGGCCUCACCCAGCCCCUGGCCUCUGCCCCCACCCCUGAGGAGCGCCGGGCCCUGCGACGCUCUGGCCCCCGAGACAAAAACAAGAAGGCAGCGGCCUGCUUCCUGCUCAGCGCUGGGGACUAUACCUGUGCCGAUGGUAGUGUCCGGAAAGAGACCUGCCACGACGCCCUCUCGCCCAGCUAUGCCCAGGCUGAAGUCCUCACCCUCUCUUAAGCGGCACCAACGUGAGAGAGGCAGGCAGACAGACAGAAAGCCAAAGGCUUAGGGAAACUCUGGAACCCUGGCAAGAAUCAUUCAGAGAUCCUUGUUUGCACAGGACUGACGGAAAACCUCCCGUGUGACCCUCCGGGCCCAGAGCCAUCUGGGUCCGAUGUUCUGUUCUGUUGUGCCCUGAAGAGAUAUAUAUGCACAUAUGAUAUCUAUAUUCAUACCUGCUAUACUUGUGUGUGUAGUGCACGUGCUAUUGGUGGUCUGUCUUCCCUGUGGGGCUCUGUCUCCGAGCCGAUGCCCCACCCCCAGGCCCCCCGCCCUUCUGCUCACUGACGCCUUGUUUCUGCUGAACGCCCACGUGGAAUGUCCCAGGGAGAGAGCCUCUGGGGACUGCCAGUUCCCAGCCUGGACUCGCCCUCUUGGGGUUGUUUCCCCGGUGGCCGGUGGUCUGUGGAAGGCCUGCCUGCCCACCCUCACCCCCUGCCCUGGGUCACUGCUCCACCAGCCCCACCCCACCCCAGAUUGGGGUUCUACCUCCCACCCCACACCCCAGUUCUGGGGGGACUUUUAGGGGCUCCUCUCCUGCAGCUUCUUCCACCUUCUCUGUGUCUUGGACUGAGGGGGUAUUUCAUCUUUUCUUAUUUUGGGGUAUUUGUUCUGUCCUCUUCGUCCAUUUGUUUUCAAAGAUGCUGCUGGGCAGACGGGCAGGAAAGGGGCCUGUCUGCCCAUCCGGCUCAGGGGUCUGAGAAGGGGAAGCCUCGGGCGAGUGGAGACCAGUUACAAUACUGUCCUUCCUGGCCGGUGGCCAGAGGCUGCGUGCAAUAGCAGAGGCCGGGUGACCCUUUCGACCUUGGCCUCUGCCCCUCCCUCGGGCCUCCUGCCCUGCUGCCCCGCCCCGCCUCGGCCCUCCCUACUGUUGGUCAGUCCUUGUCCACAGCUGUCCCCUGGUGUGUGUCUGGGGCAUGCCUAGGCCGGGCCCUGCGCCCUGUCUGCAUGCCUCCCCUGUCACGCUGUGCUCGAGCCCCAAUAAAGACAUCUGGAGCAUCCUGCUGCUCCUGCCGCGAG
Messenger RNA from Nyctereutes procyonoides (raccoon dog), 2992 nucleotides. RefSeq names its product potassium voltage-gated channel subfamily C member 4 (gene KCNC4). Gene Ontology annotation, biological process: potassium ion transmembrane transport; protein homooligomerization. The record is from RefSeq and is a predicted model, not a curated record. Gene Ontology annotation, cellular component: axon; neuronal cell body membrane; voltage-gated potassium channel complex. NCBI's taxonomy places the organism in Eukaryota, Metazoa, Chordata, Mammalia, Carnivora, Canidae. Gene Ontology annotation, molecular function: delayed rectifier potassium channel activity; protein binding.